CCUUACUUUAAAAAGUGCUCAGUUUUACAUAUUUUGUUUUGCGCCGUGUUUUCGUACAUUAAGGUACAUUUCACAGUGGUGUCAUUCAUUGUAUGAGAAUGGCCAGUGAACAUGCGGAAAAAUAGUGCAACGAGCACUGACUGCCAGUAGUAAUGUCCACUACAAACUCCCCACUAAUACUGAUAUUUAGUGGUAAACGCAAAUCAGGCAAGGAUUAUGUAACCGACUUGAUUCAUAAAGGGUUGGGUGAUGAUACAUGCUGCAUCCUGCGUCUGUCUGGGCCCCUGAAAGAACAGUAUGCAAAAGAGCAUGGGCUGGACUUCGGCGAGUUGCUGGGAGCGGGCCAGUAUAAGGAGCGAUACAGAGCCGACAUGAUCCAGUGGGGAGAGAGGAUGAGGGAGCAGGAUCCCGGAUUCUUCUGCCGGCUGGCCAUCAGACAGGCAAAACAGCCUGUGUGGAUCAUCAGUGAUGCGCGGCGCAUGUCGGACCUGCAGUGGUUCUGGAGGGAGUUUCCUCAGCAGUGUCGCUGUGUGCGUGUGGAGGCUUCGGAGCAGAUCAGAUUGCAGAGGGGAUGGAAGUUCACUCCAGGUAUUGACGAUGCCGAGUCAGAGUGUGGUCUCGAUCAGGGAGUUAAGUUUGACUGGAUAAUUAACAACAAUGGAGAAGCUGAACUUUUGGAAGAACAGCUGAAAGAACUAUUUGUGCUAGCGAAGGAAAAAUCUGCACACAAUAAUGGACAGCAAAGAAGUAUUAACAGUUAACAAUCAUUAAUGUUAACAAAAUGGUAAAGCUCAAGAAUGUGUGGUUAAUCAUUGUAAAUACCCUAAAACAUGUAUUUUUACUAACAGAAAAUGCAGUAAAAUUUAUUUUGAUAAUUGAUUUACUCAAGUUGUAUUAUGCACACAAAACUUUGUAAUUUCAGCUUCCUUAUAUUGCCCCCAUUUAUCGCAGCCAGAUGGUCAUGGAGACAGUGAAUUGCCUUUGUGUCUUAAAACUGUUUUUGCUGUAAAUUAGUAGUACAACUCGGUUUCAAUGCUUCAAAGAGCAUGUACAAUACAAGAAAGCAGCUGUUGGACCAAGAAUACUAGAACAAUGACGUUACGGCAUUCCAUGUUGCUAAUUUACAAGUGACUGAUGGAACUACAGUUGGAGGGAGGGAUGAGGAAUAUGUGGUCCAAAUAAAAUGACAACCAGGGCUUCAAAGUCCCUCUUCAAAGCGCUUCAAAGUCUCUCUUGACAACUUCAGUCCACCUUUGAGCCAGAGAACCUGUAAUUACAGAAGAGUCCACUAGGUGUCCACUCAGCCACCAGAUCCGGGCUCUUUCUGUGGGAUCUAUUUGCGAUAACCUUAAAACCUGCUAUUACACAGAGGGACCUUGUGGAAUCCAUUACAAGGACAAGGAGCCAGUUAUACUAUUCUACGGAACAGGAGCUGCAGUUAACUUUGAGCAAAAUGGGUUAAGGUGACAUCAGACUGGCUUUGUCAUGUCAGUUUGUUGAGGUUAGGUUGAGGUUUCUAUGACGUCAAAAGUCCAAACAUGAAGCCUUAAGACAACUUAACACAAUAGAACAAGACUACAGUGGAAAGUCAAAUUCAAUCAUGGUCCUUUAUUUUAAAAAAAAAAAAAAAAAAAAAAUCUUAUGUCCAUCCAUGUUUUGCAUCAUGAUUGUUACAAUGAAAUACUGAUAACACUUAUUAUCAAUACUUGAUAACAAAAUGUUUACAUCUUGAAACCCCAGGAUAAGUUCCAGUUAAAACAUUACUGAUAAACUUUAUUUAUUUCUCAUUUAAUUCAUCUUAAAGGUUUGCAGUUCUGUUGACUUGCAAAUACACACACACAAAAAACAAGAGUGGCAUCAUGAGAUGUUUGAGUCGCCCUCCAAGUUUGUUCAUCUCCCCGUUCCCUCCAAGGUGGCCUCACGGCUUCCAUUUUGGCAGUGGAAUGUGAUUUGCUGAUCACCCCCUUCUUAUCUCCCACCCUCAAGUGAUUUCACCAAAAUAAAGAGAAACAUAAAAAAAAUAAUAAUAAAAAAAAAAAAAUCGAACAACUGAACCAAUACAGCGGAUGCUGAAGGCUGGUAAACGAAACACUUUACCACUCCUUGAACUCCCCCGAUAGAAUGAUAUAUAUUUUCCAAAUAUUAAGACUACAAUGGAACCAUGCAUAUUCUCCUGAUCUUCUGAGCAGUUCUGGGAAUAUGAUGAAACCGUUCGAUGCUGCUUUGACGCUGCAUAAGUGACCCUUGGUGGGACAUUGCCCAAUACUUAAUAAAAGUUUAAACCCAAACGAGACUUCUCCCUUAUACAAGAAAUGAUAUAUACCACCCCUUAAUGUUCUAUUUUAACACAACAUUUAACUAAAGUAAUACAAUUAUGGUCCCAUUGUAAUUGGCACAGUUAAGAAAAUAUUGGUAAUAAAAUGGUGCUUCUUUAAGUAGGGGUGCAUUAAAUGUUUCUUUUUUUUUUUUUUUUUUUUUUUUUUAAAGGACAACAGGUACAGGAACUUAAAGCAAAAGGAAA
This is a messenger RNA of Sardina pilchardus (European sardine), 2521 nucleotides long. RefSeq names its product phosphomevalonate kinase (gene pmvk). The coding region runs from base 153 to 761 and encodes 202 amino acids. The record is from RefSeq and is a predicted model, not a curated record. NCBI's taxonomy places the organism in Eukaryota, Metazoa, Chordata, Actinopteri, Clupeiformes, Clupeidae. The transcript is spliced from 5 exons. Gene Ontology annotation, molecular function: phosphomevalonate kinase activity. Gene Ontology annotation, biological process: isopentenyl diphosphate biosynthetic process, mevalonate pathway; cholesterol biosynthetic process. Gene Ontology annotation, cellular component: cytoplasm.